Messenger RNA from Coccinella septempunctata (seven-spotted ladybird), 1771 nucleotides. RefSeq lists its product as uncharacterized. Bases 116 to 1630 code for a protein of 504 amino acids. Lineage: Eukaryota; Metazoa; Arthropoda; Insecta; Coleoptera; Coccinellidae. The record is from RefSeq and is a predicted model, not a curated record. The transcript is spliced from 3 exons.
AUAACCCUUUUUAUUUUGUUAUGAAAACUUGUCAUGAGAAGUACAGAGAUAUAUCUCUUGAAAAAUAUAUAUAAAUAAGCAAUUCUUGUUUCUUGGAGUUCACAUAUUAUUUGAGAUGAAUGACGAUGAUUAUGAUUUCGAGUCUACCGAGAAUUGUAGAUUAUCAGCCCUUUUUAAAAAAGAUUAUGAAGCUGGUAAUUCAAGUCUAAUAUACCAAGCCCCAAAACAGCCUAGUAGUUCUUCAACUUCAGUUCCAGGAACAAAUUACAAGACAUUUCAUAAAUAUAUUCAGUUGUAUGAGAGUCAUGAUGGAAAACUUUGUGGAAAGUAUGUAAUUGCACUAGUGAAUUCAAAUGCAAACCCUACAGAAAUGCUUAUAUAUCAAUCAAAAAAAAAAAUUUUCAUUCGUCGCCCUAUAUGUGAAAAACAAUUGUUUAAAUAUACCAACAAUCGCACUUUAAUUUUGAAUGAAAGAGAGCAGCAAUUCAGAUUGGAAUUUGAAAAUGAAACUGAAUAUUUGGAAUUUACCAGUGAAUAUGCUAAAUAUGGAGGAUUAAUUGAAGUACUCAAAGAUUCAGAGAAUUAUAAUAGAAAUCAAACAGUUUCACUUGAUUUUACCCUAGAAACUGGCUGUACUAAAUCACCUAGAGCAGUAGUUGACUGUAUAAAUGAUAAAAAUGAUAGGAGUAAUAUUUUAACACGUUUGGAGAAAAUUGGGAUAUCCCAACUUCCACCUUUUGAAAUUGUGAAAGAUAAUAUGAGAAAUGUGGUUUCCUCCAAAGGAGAUGAAAAACCUAAUGGAAAUUGCACUUCUAAUGAGGUAGGUAAAAAAACGUAUAUAAAGGAGCUUUCGAACUCUCUGAAUACAUUGAAUGAUGUACAAAGGAAUAAAAGUGAACUUGGAACUAGAGAACAUACGGUAUUAAAACCAGAAUCAACAAUUACUAGUGAAAAAAUUGAACUGUUAACAUCAGUACUGAUUAACAAUCAAACAAAUAAUUCUGAAUUGAAAGAGGCAAUACAUUUAUUAACUUCAAAAUUGAAAGAAAUCGUCCCACUCAAGGAAUGCGACAAUAAAAACGAGUUUAAGAAACUUGAAUCUAAGAUAAAAUCUUUAGAGUUGAAAUCAGAAAAUUUACAAUGUGAACUUGAUAAGUUCCAUAAAAAAUAUGCAAACCAUAAGGACUCCCAAUCAAAAGAAUUAUCUUUGAAACAAGACGAGAAUAUGUGCGAUGUUGCUUGUCAGACAGAUUAUUUUGAGUACAUUAGUAAAGAAACUAAUCAUCUUAUGUCAAUUCUGCCACAAAUUUUAAGUGUUGUUGAAUCAUUGUCACUAACAGCAGAUGACAUAAUUGAAUUAAAAAAGAUAAAGGAUGGGAUUCAUGAUCCACAACUGAAGACCAUAGUAGAGCCGUAUUUCAACUUUACUGAAGAAAAAAAUAGAAGUGAAAUGAAAGCUGAUAAUGAAGUUUCACGGAAUGAAUUCUUAACUGCUUUGAAAAAAAUCAUGAACAAUAUGUAUCAGAAUAUUUGUACCUCGGAUCCCAAUACUGAUUUUAAAAACUUAUUAGCUAAGCAGAUUAAACAUGCAUCUUUAGAAAUUUUGAAAAUUCAUGAUGAAUCAGUGUGACAGAGAAAAAAAAGUACUAUAACUUUAUAUCUCCAUACCAUAGGUGAAUAUAAAAGGAAAACACUAUUGAUAUUAUAAAUAUAUAUAUUAUAAAUUUUUACAGAAAAUAGAGAAGUAAUAUAAAUUCUAUUCUAGAGUAUA